AUGUCGGAUAGAGUGCUCGAGUUUUGCCCUCCGCCUUUAGUCCCGCUGGCAGACUAUCCAGGCACUGGAGGAAGUAUAAAUGGUAGAUUAUGCACGAGGAUUCCGAUGCCUCUUGGACUUGGAACCACAUACCCAUGCUGCGUUCCAUGUCCUGUUCAAGAUUGGUUGUAUCCAGAUAAUUUCUCGACAAUAGUAGACGCCGUCUCAUACGUCGCUCUUGCGAGCAUAACAGCAUGUAUAAUCAUGCUCCUAAGUUUCUGGGUCCUACCAACAACCCAGACGCAUCGGCAUUACUUGAGUGUCAGUUUGGUAGUCGCAGUUUUGAUAAUGGAGAUCCCAUUUAUCAUCGGAAUGGCUACAAAGGACAAGGAACAUAAAUGCAUCAACGAAAUUACACCUUACGAUAUGGCGAGCAGCGUCCCCUGUGCCCUCUCCGGCACUUUCCAACUUCUAGGCGGCUGGUGCGUCGUGAUGUGGGUGUUUCUACGAGCUCUUUCCCUCCAUCUACAGAUCUGCUGGCAAGUAACGCCCGGAAAGCCAUUCUUCAUCAUCUCUCAAAUAGUUGGCUGGGCUUUCCCUGCCGCGAUGACUGCGAUCGCUCUCGCCGUAACUGGGGUUUCACAAAGAUUUGGAAAUACUUGUCAUAUCAACACCAAAAAUGGGCUUGGAACAUUCUGGGGUCCGCUGUUGGCUGUUGCAGCUGCUGCAAUUGUAAUACAAUUCGUCACAUUCGGCUAUUGUAUCAACGUCUACCUUCGAAGUUUGUUCGAAGAUGCCCCGUCAACCGAAGGUGGCUCUGUCUCUUAUUCAAAUAGUCGUAUCUCGGCAACUUACACCCAAGCCCUGCGAAGAGUUAAGCGAGUUAUCGCCAUGCAAUGGCGAGGUAUCCUGGUUGUCAUCGUGGUGAUCGUCGAUGUCAUCGUUUUUGCGACCGUAUUCCUGCAGUUUGAGGGAACGACCGAGAAAACCCCUGCAAAUAUUUCACGGGCCGGCGAGUGGCUAGAAUGCCUCAUCCUAAACGGGGGCGACAAGAAUAAAUGCUUGAGCGAGGGUGAAAAAAUGGUUGUACCAGAAGCUACCGCCGCCGCCGUUCUCUUCCUUCUAUCGUGUAACGGUUUCUGGGUUGCAAUCUUCCUUGGCCGGUGGUCUAUGAUCACAGGCUGGUGGCACCUCGUUCGCAAAGAGAAGCCCAAUGAUGAAUUCGUCAGCUUGAGCGCCGCUCGUCCUAGUUCAUUCGGUCCAAACCCUCGUACCUAUGAAGAUCUACCUUCUUCCGCCACAAACUACAGCGCUACCGCUGAAGAACGCGAACAAUAUCGGGAAAACUACGCAAAAGGAGUUUAUGAAAUGGAAUAUAACAAGCAACCAUCCAUCCUUGUUCACGAGAGCUUUCGCCCAAAGAAAAGCGUUCAAAUAAAGAGAGCUUUGACCCAGCCGAUUGUUCCCACUAUUGGAAACGUAAAGAAAGGGUCUGGAAGGCCGCCUGUUGUUCAAGAGGACGAAGAGAUGGGAAAUAUUGGAUACACCGCUACAGUAACUGGCGGGUAUUCUCGACCCAUAAUGAGCCGAUCGGUCACAGCACCAAUCGGCCUUGCCCGAUCCAACUCAGUUCAAAGUAAAAACGAAAUCUCGAGUCAAGAGCAAGAAGCAUUGGAAUUGAGCGUUGCAUCCGCAACCCGUGGGCGACAGAACUCAAGACCGCCCUUUCCCUCCGCCCAUAGGAUAUAA
Messenger RNA from Orbilia oligospora ATCC 24927, 1728 nucleotides. RefSeq lists its product as uncharacterized. Gene Ontology annotation, molecular function: G protein-coupled receptor activity. Gene Ontology annotation, cellular component: membrane. The transcript is spliced from 8 exons. Bases 1 to 1728 code for a protein of 575 amino acids. Lineage: Eukaryota; Fungi; Ascomycota; Orbiliomycetes; Orbiliales; Orbiliaceae. The record is from RefSeq and is a predicted model, not a curated record. Gene Ontology annotation, biological process: cell surface receptor signaling pathway; G protein-coupled receptor signaling pathway.